AUCAUGGAAUAGGGUGGAAUGGGAGAAAAGGAAGGGGCACUAAACUGGCUUCUCAAAGAGUGGGGUUAGGGGCUUGGCACUAGAAGAAGCAGGGUGUAAUAAGCAGGAGGUAAAGAUAAGUAGGUGAAAACAUGGCACUGAGUUUGGCUGGGAAUAUAGGUGGGAAAGAUCAUUGGAAAUGAGAGUCAUGGCAUUUCGGUUGAAUUACAAAAAAGGAUAUCAGGGACAUGGUAUCAGAAAAGUGUAGAUUUGGAAAAAUUAAGUCAAUGAGUUUAGGAAUACUUAAAUAGGGGUGGGCUUAGUAGCCAAAAGGCAUCACUUUGAGAAGAGUAUGGAAGAAUCCAGAGGUGUAAGAGAGAUGUUUGAAAAGGAAAUGGCUGAUAUAUACAGGUCUUGAAUCUAGACAUCAGAAGAAACUUAGGAUACUGAUUUCAGUGGAUAUGGCACCCAUUCUGGUGACUAGCCACAAGAGUGCUGAAUAGGGGUUGAGGAGAAAAAUAGAACACUUUCAUCACAUCUCUUUUGACUUCCUUUUCCUCCUCUCUUCCUCUUCCCACAUACCAUCUCUUCCUAACUCAGGGAUGGGGGCCUGAGACUAAGCGGUCCAAGUUGGAGCCCCAUAGGAGUUAUAUGUUGCUCUGAAUUGCUUGUUAUGGUCUCUGACUGGGGUGUUUACUACCCAAGGCACCUCCUACCCAGAUUCCCUUGUUGCUACUUUCCUAACUUUAAAAGUUUGUUUUCUACUUAACACGGGUGUUUUAGUAUCUCUAAGGGUUAUGUCAUAAAUAAACUUAGGUUUGUGGGGGUGUGCAAAGUUUUUUCAGCAAGGCUGCUUGAUUCCUAUGUUUAAAAGAAUCAAUCAGUAUAGUACAAUACUAUAGUAUAAUUCUUGUAGAGACAUCAGCCUUGAUAGGUAUUCUGAGCACAGAAAAAUAUACUAAACUGGUUCAUUUUGUUAAAUGUGUUUUACCCAGGCAUAUUCUUUAAGAGUUGUUAAAUGGAUAGUUGCAGUGAGUUUUAGCUAGCUUAUAUUUGUUAAGUGGUGUAAAUAAAACGGACACAUAUUUCAGGAAAGUAAGAAAAUUUCAGUUUCUUCCUUUUUGUCCAGGCUCAGAAUCUAAGUUUAUGUCAUAAUAUCUUAGGGCAGGAGUUGAGGAAAUCAAAUACAAUUUGUACUUAAAUAUGGAGGAUGUAAGCUCCGCUCUUCUAUAUGAAAUAUGGGAGACGACAGACCGUUUGUGUGCAAUGCCCCAGGCUGUGGACAGAGAUUUACAAACGAGGACCACCUGGCAGUUCAUAAACACAAGCAUGAGAUGACAUUGAAAUUUGGCCCUGCUCGAACUGACUCAGUCAUCAUUGCAGAUCAGACUCCUACUCCGACUAGAUUCCUAAAGAACUGUGAGGAGGUGGGGCUCUUCAAUGAACUAGCUAGCUCCUUUGAACAUGAAUUCAAGAAAGCCGCAGAUGAGGAUGAAAAAAAGGCCGUGGCUGGGCCCCUUGACAUGUCUCUGCCUUCCACACCAGACAUUAAAAUCAAAGAAGAGGAGCCAGUAGAGGUAGACUCAUCCCCACCUGACAGCCCUGCCUCCAGCCCCUGUUCUCCACCACUCAAGGACAAGGAGGUUACCCCAAAGCCUGUUGUGAUCUCUACCCCAACGCCUACCAUUGUACGCCCUGGCUCCCUGCCUCUCCACCUGGGCUAUGAUCCACUUCACCCAACCCUUCCCUCCCCAACCUCUGUCAUCACACAGGCUCCACCAUCCAACAGGCAGCUGGGGUCUCCCACUGGCUCCCUUCCUCUCGUCAUGCAUCUUGCUAAUGGACAGACCAUGCCUGUGCUGCCAGGGCCUCCGGUACAGAUGCCUUCUGUUAUAUCGCUGGCCAGGCCUGUGUCUAUGGUGCCCAACAUUCCUGGUAUCCCUGGCCCACCAGUUAACAGCAGUGGUUCCAUUUCUCCCUCUGGCCACCCUAUGCCAUCAGAAGCCAAGAUGAGACUAAAAGCCACUCUAACCCACCAAGUCUCCUCAAUCAAUGGUGGUUGUGGAAUGGUGGUAGGUACUGCCAGCACCAUGGUGACCGCCCGUCCUGAGCAAAGCCAGAUCCUCAUCCAGCACCCUGAUGCCCCAUCCCCUGCCCAGCCACAGGUCUCACCAGCCCAGCCCACACCAAGCACAGGAGGGCGACGGCGGCGCACAGUGGAUGAAGAUCCAGAUGAACGGAGGCAGCGCUUUCUGGAGCGCAACCGUGCUGCAGCCUCUCGCUGUCGUCAGAAGCGGAAGCUAUGGGUGUCCUCCCUAGAGAAGAAGGCAGAGGAACUCACUUCUCAGAACAUUCAGCUGAGUAAUGAAGUCACAUUACUACGCAAUGAGGUGGCUCAGUUGAAACAGCUAUUGUUAGCUCAUAAAGACUGCCCAGUCACUGCACUACAGAAAAAGACCCAAGGCUAUUUAGAAAGCCCCAAGGAAAGCUCGGAGCCAACGGGUUCUCCAGCCCCUGUGAUUCAGCACAGCUCAGCAACAGCACCUAGCAAUGGCCUCAGUGUUCGCUCAGCAGCUGAAGCAGUGGCCACCUCAGUCCUCACUCAGAUGGCCAGCCAAAGGACAGAAUUGAGCAUGCCCAUACAGUCACACGUGAUUAUGACUCCACAGUCCCAGUCUGCAGGCAGAUGAUGCCUCCCCUUGUGGAGGGGUCCCCAGCCAGAGCUCGCCCGUCCCAGAGCCAAGAGAGAUGUCAUCUUAUCCCCUCGCAUCUGCCUUGGACAUGGCAGUUUGGGGGAAAAACUGUGUGUUGUGAGUAAAGGACAGAUGUGGGGCUUUUCAGCCACAUGGUCAUGGUCAUGUUGACACCUGUACUAGGAGCCUCCCAGCCCCAGAGCCAUAUAGAUCAUCCCCUAAGGGGGUGUUUCUGAUGUCCCCACAGCCAAAGGCCUUUCCAGAUGGCCUGAACGAUCAAUCGCCCUUGCCCAUGCACGUGUACUUCUCUCUUUUAACACUAACCCCUGCACUUCCAGUUUUCGGGUUUCCCAGUUCCCUCCCUUCCCACUAAGCCAUGACUGUACCUUCUUGUUCCUUAGCAGCAUGCCCCUUCCUGCUAGGUAGAGGGAGCUAGAAUCAACAGCAUGUCACCUGCUGACCCAUCCCCAGCCCCCUCUUGGACUCAGGACUUUGUGUCCCAGUAGCUGCUUAUUUAUCCCUUUUUACCCAUCCAAAGUUCUAAUCAAAAUAUUCACUUAGGGAGAAUGUAAGGUUACCUUUGAUGUAUGAAGUAGAAGUAAUUUCCGGCUCUUCCAUAAACUUUAGUCUUUCUCCCUAUCUCCUACCAAAAAAAAUAUAUAAAAAAUAAAAACAAA
Messenger RNA from Phyllostomus discolor (pale spear-nosed bat), 3349 nucleotides. RefSeq names its product activating transcription factor 7 (gene ATF7). Bases 1218 to 2669 code for a protein of 483 amino acids. The record is from RefSeq and is a predicted model, not a curated record. Gene Ontology annotation, molecular function: DNA-binding transcription factor activity, RNA polymerase II-specific; cAMP response element binding. Lineage: Eukaryota; Metazoa; Chordata; Mammalia; Chiroptera; Phyllostomidae. Gene Ontology annotation, biological process: regulation of transcription by RNA polymerase II. The transcript is spliced from 12 exons.